This is a messenger RNA of Schistocerca piceifrons (Central American locust), 542 nucleotides long. RefSeq names its product ctenidin-3-like. Bases 53 to 295 code for a protein of 80 amino acids. The record is from RefSeq and is a predicted model, not a curated record. Lineage: Eukaryota; Metazoa; Arthropoda; Insecta; Orthoptera; Acrididae. The transcript has 2 exons.
ACCGUAGACUCCCACUGAUUCCCAUUGCCACACGUCGCAUCCUCAGAACACCAUGAAUCCCUCAAUACGGCUCUACUGUACUUGGGUGAUCGUGCUGCUACUGGCGAUGGUGGUGGCUGUAGCCGUAGCCCAGCGUGGCGGCGGGGGCGGUUUCGGCGGCGGAAGAGGAGGUCGAGGAGGCGGCAUGAUGGGCGGCAUGGGGCGUGGCAUGGGCCGCGGGAUGGGCGACAUGGGCCGCGGCAUGGGCCGCGGCAUGGGCGGCAUGGGCCGCGGCAUGGGCGGCAUGUUCGGCUGAGGCGGCCGUCUGUCCGGCCUGGUUGCUCUGUAGUCCACCUCGGUGUUCCCUUACAGUAUUUCAUACAGUCCUUACGUAGACCAAGUCAGUGGGAAAUUUCAAUGUUCCCACGUGUCUGCUCUCCUGACUACACAUCGACAGUACCACCGAACGUAGUUUCCUUUCAGACUUUCAAACCUUAUUCAGUAGUUUGUUGUAUCGAAUUUAUGCUCCCACUCUUUGUACAAUGUGUACAUAACAAUAAAUU